This is a messenger RNA of Lodderomyces jiufengensis, 2592 nucleotides long. Its product is annotated as glucose-induced degradation complex subunit. The record is from RefSeq and is a predicted model, not a curated record. NCBI's taxonomy places the organism in Eukaryota, Fungi, Ascomycota, Pichiomycetes, Serinales, Debaryomycetaceae. The transcript has a single exon. Gene Ontology annotation, molecular function: protein binding. The coding region runs from base 1 to 2592 and encodes 863 amino acids.
AUGACAAUCAAAGCAUCAUCUUCAGAAUCUAUAUACGUGAUACCUCCCUAUCUACUUGAUACAUAUGAAGGAUCUCAAUUACAAAGAACAUUGUUUGAAAAUAACCCACAAUUAAGUGAAAAUAAUGUAAUAACGAAUGAUUCCCCAUAUUUUUAUAAACCUCAACCAAAAUCUAAUGAUAACAACACUACUAAUACUAAAGAUAAAUAUUCAUUUUCAGAUAAUCCCAUUCUAAAUCAACUUAUAAAAGAAAAAAUACUAUACAAACUAAGUAUAUUAGGAAUUUUAGGAGUAAAUCCAAUGGAAUUUAAUAAAUUUGAUGAUAAAUAUAUAUUUGAAACUUUUGAAAUAUUUAAAUCAAGAUUACUAGAAGAAACUAGACCUGAUUCUGAGUCUGAAAGUAGUAGAAGUACAACAGCUCCAUUGACUAGGGAUUCACUACUUGAUACAAUCACGCCACAAACCAUUUUUGCAUCUGAAGAAGUAGGAGAAAUCGGUUUCAAAAAUUUAUAUAAAUAUAAUGAUGAAACUAGAACAAAGUAUGAGAAGGACCCAACAUAUAAAAAUUUCUGUAACUCAUCGUUGAAGGAGUUAUUGAAGUAUAACGAUGUUUAUUACAAGUAUAAGUUGAAUUAUCAACCUAGCUAUGUAACAUUUGGCAAAGAUAAUGACUUUCAAUAUCAUUUACCGUUAAAUUGGACUCCGUUGAUACCGUCUAAAUAUUUAAAAUACAUAAAGGACAAUUGGAACCUUGAAAUAGAUAAUUCUUCAGGUUAUUCCACGAUUGAAUUGAAGGCUGGUUCCUCAUUCUUUGAGAAUAGCAAUAGCUCCAUCGAUGAAUUUAAAAACAGAUAUUAUAAUUUUAUAACAGAUAAUUCGAUUAAAUCUUCAGCUGGUAUAUUUUAUUACGAAAUAGAAGUUGAACAAAAAUUAACUCAAUCAACUAAUUAUAAGUCAAUUAUUUGUAUGAAUGAUUUGUCAAUAAGUUCGAAUUCAACUUUAGAACUUUUAGCAGGUUUCACAAAAAGAUUUAUAACGUACGACUCAGUCAAGAUUCUGAAUUCUGCAAUAACUCAUUCAAGUUUCAUAGAUUUAGAAAAAAUAAAGAAUGAUAUACAACAUGAUGAAUCUACAGAAGGAUUUUCAAGUUCUGAUUUAAAAGUUUUGUUGAACACUAAACCAGGUGAGUUCAAAGGAAGUUUUGCUGUAAAUUUUGCUGAUUCAUCAUUCUAUAACUCUAUAAAAGGUUCAGAAUCACAAGCUAGAACUCAAAUAUUGAAUAUGAAUAGAAGAUUAAGCACAGCUAUUAGAAAUAACCAAGCGGAUCUUGACUCAGGAAAAUUGGAUCUUGGAGUACCGUUUAAAACUAAAUUGUUAGAAGAUAAAUCUAUGAAAAGAAUUUAUAAAACAGAUGUCAUUGGUUGUGGUAUAAAUUUUGUUAACAAGACGAUGUUUAUUACUUUGAAUGGGGUAUUGACUAAAAUUAUAAAUGAAAAAGAAAUGGCAUCAGCUCAUUCAAGCUCAAAUGACUUAUUUGAAAAUUCAUCAAAAGAUUUGGUAAAAGGUGUUGAAUUAUAUCCAAUGUUAGGGUUCAAAUUGAACGAUAAAGAUCUUCUGUAUGAUCUUAAGGAAGAGCCAAGUACAUGUAAAAUUACUACAAACUUGGGUUUCAAGGAAUUUAAAUAUAAUAUUAAUAAUUAUGUGGAUAAUUUCAAGAAUGAAAAUCAUAAAACCACUUACUUAUCGUUAUUAGAAAGAAUCAAGAGUCAAGGGAGUAAUAUUAAUAAUGCAAAUGAUGAAUCUAUCAAAAUUGAAAAUUCAUUAUUAAAUCCAAAUGAAAAUCCAAUACUAAUGAAUAAACUUAUCAAAGGUUAUUUGGUUCAAAGGGGAUAUAUCAAUGCUUUUAAAGCUUUCAACUCGGAUUUGAAGGAUUUACAAGUUGUUUCUGAUCCAACCACCACUGAAGACACAAAUCAAGAAAUCAAUGAAGCAAUUCUUGAAAAAAGUAACGCGAAAGAAAGACAACAUAUUAAAAAAUUGAUGCAAGAAAAUAAAUUUGAUAGAAUUAUUCCAUAUAUCGAAUCAAAAUACACCUCAAGUAUUUUCAAAAAUCAAGAUAUUGGCAAAGAUGCAAAAUUUGAGAUCAAGAAAUUAAAUUUCAUGUUUAUGUUGAAAAAUUAUUUGAAUAGAAAAUUACAAUUACAUGAUAAUUUUGAGUUUGAAUUUACUGAUAAUGAACAAGAUAUCUUGAAGAAAGCAAUCAGUCAAAGAAAUCAAUUGUUGAAAGAAUUCUCAAAUAAUUCAACUAGACAAGAUGAAAUAAAUGAGUUAUCAUCAUUACUAUUAAUUCAACUGAAACAAGAUCUUAACAAUUUACCCAAAGCAAAAUUAUUAUUAAAAAAUUUCGACUUGCAAUACAACAAAACUUUUGAAUUGAUUAACUCGGCUAUUUUAAGUUUAAAUGGAUUUGGAUCAAAAUCAAAUUUACAAAAAAUAUUUGAAAAAGUCGAUCAAAAUUUGUCAAAAUUGGUUAAAAGUGAUAAUAGUGAUGAUUUUGUAUUGAUGAAUGUGGAAAAGGAUUAUAUGGAGUAA